CAGACAGACGGACGGACGGACAGACAGACACACACACGAGGUGCUCUGCAUCCACACCGUCCCAUCCCUGAGCUGCUGCAGUUUUGUCCCGGUGCAACCAUGUGGGCUGCGUUGCUGCUGCUGCUGCUGCCCCCGUGCCUGGCUGUGCUGCUGCUGGGGCUGCUGGCACAACGCCUGCUGGGCUCUGCUGGGAAUCCUUUUGCAAAACCACCUUCCCGACCUCCCCGACCCUUGGUGAUGGAUCAGCACGCCCGGAACAGAGUGCUGAAAAGGGGGUUCAGUGCUGCACGUGUGCCGCAGGAUUUGGAUGCUGUUGUCAUUGGCAGUGGCAUUGGGGGGCUGGCAGCUGCAUGCAUCCUGGCCAAGGUGGGCAAACGUGUGCUGGUGCUGGAGCAGCACGACCAGGCUGGGGGCUGCUGCCACACCUUCCAGGAGCAGGGCAGUGAGUUUGAUGUGGGCAUCCACUACGUGGGGCAGAUGCACGAGGGCAGCAUGCUGCGCGUGGUGCUGGACCAGCUGACAGAUGGGCAGCUGUGCUGGCAGCGCCUGCCUGACCCCUAUGAUGAGGUGGCCCUGGGUCCACGCUGCUAUCAGCUCCGUGCUGGCAAAGCUGCCUUCGUUGCUGCAUUGGAGGAGCAGUUUCCUGAGGAGAAGGAGGCGAUCCGGGAGUUCAUGAGGCUGUCCAAGCUGGCCUCCAGGCACGUGGCGCUGCUGGCGCUGCUGAAGAUGGCGCCGCGCUGGCUGGCGGCCGCCUUGGUGCGCAGCGGGCUGCUGCACUGCCUGUCGCCCAUCUUCCGCAUGGCGGCCACCAGCCACAGCGAGGCGGUGGCCCGGCUGACGGCCAACCAGGACCUGCGCGCCCUGCUCAGCUACCUCUUCUAUGGCACCGCACCCCGCGACUCCAGCUUCCUGGUGAACGUGCUGAUGGUUCACCACUACCAGCGCGGCGCCUGGUACCCGCGGGGGGGGGCCAGCGAGAUCGCCUUCCACACCGUGCCCCUCAUCGAGCGCGCAGGGGGCGCCGUGCUGGUGAGAGCCGCUGUCACACGCAUCCUCAUCUCUGGUGGCAGCGCUGUGGGGGUGGCUGUGCAGAAGGGCAGUGAGGAGGAGGAGGUGGAGAUCAGGGCACCUGUUGUCAUCUCCGAUGCUGGGACCUUCAACACCUUUGGCAAGCUGCUGCCCGCCCCGCUGCGCGCCCACCCCGCCAUCCGCUCUCGCCUGGCCAUGGUGCAGCACGGGAUGGGCUCCUUCCUGGUGUUUGUGGGGCUGCGGGGCAGCGCAGCCGAGCUGGACCUUCCAGCCACCAACUUCUGGAUCUACCCUCACAACGACCUGGACGCCAUGAUGAGCAAGUACGCUGCCCUGAGCCGCGAGGACGUCCCUGAGAACCUGGCCAUGAUGUUCAUCACCUUCCCUGCUGCCAAGGACCCCACCUACGAGGAGCGGCACCCAGGCCGCUCGUGCAUGACCAUCCUGACCAUGGCACGCUACGAAUGGUUCGAGGGCUGGGCAGGGACUCUUCCCAGGCACCGUGGGGACGAUUACCUGCACUACAAAGCCGACAUCGCCCAGCGCCUCCUGCAGCGCGCACUGCUGCGCUUCCCCCACCUCCGCGACAAGGUGGAGUUCGUGGAGGCGGCGUCGCCGCUCAGCAAUGCGCAUUACCUGGCGGCGCCGCGCGGGGAGAUGUACGGCGCUGAGCACGACCUGCGGCGCUUCAGCCCCGAGGUGGUGGCAGCCAUGAGGGCGGACACCCCCGUCAGGAACCUCUACCUGACUGGUACGUGGCCGUCCCCACCUCCUGUGUGCCCGCGUCCCCGUGUCUGUGUGUCCCCAUGUCCCCGUGCGCUCCAUGUCCCCACAUCCCCGCAUCCCCGUGUCUCCUGUUCUUGUUUCUUUGUGUCCCCAUGUCUCCACGUCCCAGAGUCCCCCUGUCUCCAUGACCCCAUUUCCCCAUGCCUGUGUCCCUAUGAUUCCAUGUCCCAUCUCCCCAUGUCCCCACAUCUGUGUGUCCCCGUGUCUGUGUGUCCCCAUGUCCCCGUGUGCUCCAUGUCCCCACAUCCCUGCAUCCCCAUGUCUCCUGUUCCUGUUUCUCCAUGCCCCCGUGUCCCCACGUCCCAGAGUCCCCAUGUCUCCGUGACCCCAUUUCCCCAUAUCUGUGUCCCUAUGAUCCCACGUCCCAUGUCCCCAUGUCCCCACAUCCGUGUCCCCAUGUCUCCAUGCUCCCACAUCCCCAUGUCACCACGUCUGUGUUCCCAUGUCCCCCUGUGCCCAUGUCCCCACAUCUCUGCAUCCCUGUGUCCCCGUAUCCCCAGGUGUCCUGUUCUUGUUUCUUCAUGUCCCCAUGUCCCCAUAUCCCUGUAUCCCCAUGUCCCCAUGUCUAUGUGUCCUCAUACCUAUGUGUCCCCGCAUCCCCAUGUUGCCAGGUCCACAUAUUCCAUCUCCAAGUGUCCCCAUGCCCCUGUAUCCCCACAUCCCCAUGUCUGUGUGUCCCCACGUCCCCAUGCCCCCUCUUUCCAUGUCCCCCUGUCCCCGUGUCCCAUGUCCCCAUGUUUCCAUGCCCAGCUUCAGCCAGGCUCUCCUUACACCUGGAAUGUCCCAUGGGGUGCCAAAUCCCCAUGGGGUGCCAAAUCCCCAUGGCAGUGGCUGUGUCCCCAUGUCCCCAUGGGGUGGCCGUGUCACAGCCGGGUCUCGUCCCCAGGGCAGGACGUGUUCAGCUGUGGGCUGGCAGGGGCUGUUCAUGGGGCGCUGCUGUGCACCUCAGCUGUGCUGGGCCGUGUGCUGUACGUGGAUCUGCUGCGGCUCAAGAGGAGGGAGAAGGCAGCAAUGCGUGGUGUGAGAGCGGGGGGUGCAGCACAGUGAUGGGGGGGGACGG
Messenger RNA from Phasianus colchicus (ring-necked pheasant), 2875 nucleotides. The record is from RefSeq and is a predicted model, not a curated record. Lineage: Eukaryota; Metazoa; Chordata; Aves; Galliformes; Phasianidae.